Dermatophagoides pteronyssinus (European house dust mite) is the source of this 1227-nucleotide messenger RNA. RefSeq names its product methylthioribose-1-phosphate isomerase. Lineage: Eukaryota; Metazoa; Arthropoda; Arachnida; Sarcoptiformes; Pyroglyphidae. Gene Ontology annotation, molecular function: S-methyl-5-thioribose-1-phosphate isomerase activity. The record is from RefSeq and is a predicted model, not a curated record.
AAAAAACUCUUAUCAUCAUCAUCAACAUAAGAGUUUCAAUGACUCAAGCACUUUUGUUAUUUGCUUAUUUCAAUUUCAAUGACAAUGGUUGCCGAAUCAAUUAUUGUGAAAGAUGAUCAGAUCUUUAUUCUGAAUCAACUUUUAUUGCCCACAAAAGUUUCAUAUGAACAUAUUGAUGGUGUUAAUGAUGCUUGGAAUGCGAUACAUCAGAUGAAAAUACGUGGCGCACCGGCUAUUGCCAUCAUUGGCUUAUUGGGUGUUUCGGUUGAAUUAUCCAAAAAUGAUAUAUUGAAUCAAUUUGAUCGACAACCGGAUCGAUUAUAUGAAUUUAUUAAACAAAAAGCUGAAUACCUUUGUCAAUCGCGUCCUACAGCCGUCAACAUACGAAAAGAAUUUAAUGAACUGUUAAAUUUUAUUCAACAAAAACAAAAAAAUGAGACCAACCUUUCCUUUGAUUUAUUGAUCGAUUCGAUUCGAAAAUAUUGUCAUGGAAUUAUGGAAAAAGAUCGAAUGAUAAACAGAAAAAUCGGCGAACAUGGCUGCGAUCAUAUACGCAAGAAUUCUGAUGAAAGAUGUCGAUUCAACAUUCUUACUCAUUGUAAUACAGGCAGCCUAGCAACAGCCGGCUACGGCACAGCAUUAGGCGUGAUAAGACAAUUACAUUCUAAUGGAUUACUAGAACGAGCAUACUGUACAGAAACAAGGCCAUAUAAUCAAGGUUCUCGUUUAACUGCAUGGGAAUUAUUGACCGAUAAUAUUCCAUCAACAUUAAUUUGUGAUAAUAUGGUUGCUUGGCUAAUGGCAUCAAAAAAAAUUGACGCCAUUAUUGUUGGCGCUGAUCGUGUAGUAGCAAAUGGAGAUACUGCCAAUAAGAUUGGUACAUAUCAGAUAGCCAUAUUGGCUAAACAUUUUUCUAUACCAUUUUAUGUAGCAUCACCAAUGUCUACAAUCGAUUUAAGCAUUAAUGAUGGAUCGAAAAUUCCGAUAGAAGAAAGAUCUGACCUUGAAAUGAAAUCGAUUUGUUCGAUUCAAAUUGCACCGGCCGAAAUGACGUGUUGGAAUCCAGCAUUCGAUAUAACACCGGCUGAAUUGAUAACCGGUGGCAUUAUCACCGAACAUGGUGUGAUAAAUCCCGAUCAAUUAAUGGAAAAAAUUUUACAAUAAUGAAUCCAAUUUUAAUUAAUCUCAUUAUCCUAUUCAAGAUAAAAAUUAUAAUUUUCAAGAAAC